Geodia barretti is the source of this 594-nucleotide messenger RNA. The record is from the annotation of a GenBank genome assembly. Lineage: Eukaryota; Metazoa; Porifera; Demospongiae; Tetractinellida; Geodiidae.
CUGAUCGGCGCCCGGGCUUCGGGGAAGAGCCGAGCCUCCCGGAAGCUCGCGGCGAGGGUCGGCUGGACGCGGAUCAGCACCGACGAGCUGCUGGAGGCGCGCUUCGGUCCGAUCGCCGCGUUCGUCGAGCGGUUCGGCUGGGAACGGUUCCGAAAAGAAGAAAGCGCGGUACUCCAGGGGAUUUCCGGGGAGCGGCUGGUGGUGGACUGCGGCGGCGGGAUCGUCGAGACCCCGCAGAACAUUUCCAGGCUGAGGGAACUGGGGACCGUCUACUGGGCGCGGGCGCCGGUGGCCUUCCUGAAGCAGCGGCUCGCGCGGCGCAAGCACCGCGCCGGCCGGCCCCCCCUGCCGGGCAUCCCUCCGGAGGACGAGGCGGUGAUGGUCCUCGAGCGGCGCACUCCGCUCUACCGGGAAGCCGCCGUUGCCGAUCUGUGGAGUACGGGUGCAAGUAGCGCCGACCAGGCGGAAGCGGUCGAAACCCUGCUGACCGCGCAUUUCGGACCGCCUCUCGCGCUCACCGUCGCCGGGAGGGCGUGGCGGACCUCGGCGCCGGCCUCGACACCGCCGCUGCCGAGGCCGGGCCGCUCGAUCUGA